Molecule: messenger RNA, 759 nt
Organism: Emericellopsis atlantica
Lineage: Eukaryota; Fungi; Ascomycota; Sordariomycetes; Hypocreales; Bionectriaceae
Exons: 2
Coding region: 1-432 (143 amino acids)
Source: RefSeq, a predicted model, not a curated record
AUGCUCAAGACCUCCGCUGUCGCUGCUGGCAUGUUCCUCUUCUCGGGCUCGGCCACCGCCCUCUUCAACUGCAACGACAACCAGAACGCAUUCCCUCCCACGCCUGGCAAGUUCGCCGUCCACUACACUUCGGUGCGCGACACCAACACGGGAAAACCAUGGAUCCGCAUCUGCACCCCCAGCAGCGUGGGCGACUGGGACCAGAGCGGUGUCCUGGAACUCGACUGCGCCGCCGAGUCCAACACCUUUGGCACCGAUCAGACCGGUCUCAACGCCAACUUUGUCGUCGUCAACGGCAAUGGCUGCAACAGUGACUCGACCAACCUGUCUGGCGCGUCGAUGAGCUAUGAUGGCGAGGAGUACGACCUGCAGAACGCGGGCAGCGAGUGUGGUGACCGUGACCACGGCAUCACUUGCGAGUGGGACGUUUAGAACUUUUGUCAAGACCGUGGCUUGUUCGUGUAUGGUUUGGCAGGGCUGGACCCUGUGGUUGCCAUGAGCCGAAUCACUGCCCCUUGUAUGCACAUCUGGACAAUUCUGAACAGUUCGAUGACUGGACUCUCAGGUUGCGUCAUGGGAUUCGACUGAAGAAACAGAUAGCGCUCUUGAUUCAUAAACUGAUCAAUGGUACAAAACAUUAUCCUAGACUAGAGACCUUUUCGCCCUCGCUCCUGAUCAAAUCAAUCAGACCUUGUGAAAAUCGCUAAAUCUCAAUGCAUUCAUCUCUCCGCCCCGACGUCCCUUAGCUUGCGCAUCCAC